AUUUUAAUAGUAUGAGUGAGCCACUCUUGACAAGAGGAUCUAGUGAAGAUUUUAGCGAAGACGUAUCUCUUGAUCAUCCUUGGACACAAGAAGAAAAGAGACCUUCCUUUACUAAGCGAUAUCAUAAAUGGGUGAUUGGUGGAUGUACUGUCACUGUAUUGUCAGUAAUUGGGCUAGCUAUAGCCAUUAAUUUUAAGAGUCUGGUUGUCAAUACAAAUGAUAAUAAUACUAGCACACCAUGGGUUUAUAGUAACUAUCUUUUUUUUUCUUAUCUUUAGUCUAACUAUAUUUUUCUGUAGAUCCUCAACAAUCGGCAUUUUCAAUUUCCACAGCACCUAAAAAGCCAAAAAAUGUGAUUAUGAUGAUCAGUGAUGGUCUUGGACCCGCUUCUGUUGCCUUUGCAAGAACAUAUUAUCAGCUCAUAAACAACAAACCUUAUGACUUCCAGAUGCCCUUGGACAAAAUCCACGUCGGACAAUCUCGAACAAGAAGUUCCUCAACUCUAGUGACGGAUAGUGCAGCUGGUGCAACCGCAUUUAGUUGCAACAUGAAAACUUACAACGGUGCUAUUGGUGUGGGACCCAAGAAAAAUCCUUGUGGUACCGUCUUGGAAUCGGCUAAACAUUCAAAAAACAUGUUAACUGGCCUUGUAGCAACUUCACGAAUCACACACGCAACGCCCGCUUCAUUUUCUGCUCAUGUGCAAGAUAGAGACAAUGAGAAUGCUAUUGCUAAACAACAGAUCGGUGAUAACCCUCUAGGCCGUAGUGUGGAUUUAAUGUUUGGAGGAGGUUACUGUCAUUUCCUGCCCAAGACAGAGAAAGGCGGUUGUCGGUUUGAUGGCCGUUAUCUUUUGGAAGAAGCAAAAUCAACAUAUAACUGGACUACAGUGAUACAUAAUGACAAAAAGAUGUUUGAUGAGAUACCUAUUGACGCACAUGUUUUACCUGCCAUCAGCUUGUUUUCUUCGGACCAUAUGGCCUAUGAAAUUGAUAGAGAUCCUACUCGAGAACCAAGUUUAUCGGAAAUGUCAAAAAAGGCACUUGAUAUUUUAUACAAAGCCACAAACAACACAGAAGAAGGCUUCUUUUUAAUGAUUGAAGGCAGUCGAAUUGAUAUGGCUGCUCAUUCCAAUGACGCUCCUACGCACGUGCAUGAAAUUCUGGAAUAUCAAAGGACAAUUGAACUAGUGAUGAAAUAUGUGGAUAGUCAUCCCGAUACAAUCAUGAUUUCUACAAGUGAUCAUGAAACUGGUGGCUUGUCUUUAGCUAGACAAGUCUCUAAAGCAUAUCCUGAAUACCUUUGGUAUCCUGAUGUGCUGACUAAAGUAAAGAGUUCGACUGUCAAUUUGGCCAAGAUGAUAAAGGCUGAAGCAAGUCUGACUCGAGAAUAUAUUAUAGAUACUAUUUUGAAGGAAAAGCUCGGCAUUACGGAUGCAACUGAGGAUGAAAUUAAGCUGUUGACAAAGAAAUCAACUUCAUCUAAAUCACUUGAAGAAUAUUUAGCAGAUAUGGUUUCCAUCCGUGCUCAAUUAGGAUGGGCAACACAUGGUCACAGUGGGGUAGAUGUCAAUUUAUAUGCGUAUGGUCAUGGUGCAGAGUAUUUGAUUGGCAGCCAUGAAAACAUUCAAGUUGGCGAGUUUAUCACAAGUGCUCUUAAUUUAAAUCUAAGUGAAGUAACUUCAAAGCUUAAUAGCAAUAAUCCCUCUUUUCACUUGACUCAAUUAACACCAGAAGGAAAAUUGGAAUAUAACCAGGAUUUAGAACAUUAUCAUCAUGUACCAUCCAAACUAAAGCAUGCCGAACUUUAGACUUGUAUAUAUAUAUAUAUAUAAUAAAGCUUUUUUAUGACAAUUACAAAUCACAAGUUACACGAUAAACAAGACACAAUUAGUGGCUUUCUUGGCCGAUUAUGCAUUUUUAAUUGGUAAUUUAAUUAGAG
Messenger RNA from Gilbertella persicaria, 1941 nucleotides. RefSeq names its product alkaline-phosphatase-like protein. The transcript is spliced from 8 exons. Gene Ontology annotation, molecular function: alkaline phosphatase activity. Gene Ontology annotation, cellular component: fungal-type vacuole membrane. The coding region runs from base 359 to 1810 and encodes 483 amino acids. NCBI's taxonomy places the organism in Eukaryota, Fungi, Mucoromycota, Mucoromycetes, Mucorales, Choanephoraceae. The record is from RefSeq and is a predicted model, not a curated record. Gene Ontology annotation, biological process: dephosphorylation.